GACCAAGAAAAGGGCCAUGACACAUACAUUUCAGGCCACACUGAGUCUUGCCAUUCUCCUUAUCUCUCUCUUCGGCAAUGCCAUCGCAGAGGACAUACUCUUCCAUGAUGAGAGCCUCAACACAGGAGAGUUUCUUGAAAACGGGCCCUACCGGUUUAUAAUGCAGGCCGACUGCAACCUGGUGUUGUAUGUGAACACCACGCGGGCGCUUUGGUCUUCCAGGACGAGCGGAAGGGGCACGUCGUGCCGUGCCACGCUGCAGAACAAUGGCAACCUUGUCGUGUUGUCGGGGACAGAUAUCGUGUGGACAAGUAACACAGCCGUUGGAGCAAAUAAUUACCGCCUCAUCGUUCAAGGGGAUGGGAAUGUGGUGAUCUAUGGCGCAGCUAUGUGGGCCACCAACACUGUACAGAGCAACAGACGGUUGCUUUGAGGAUUUGCAUGUGAUUCUUGUGUGAUGGAUGUAACUCACAAGGGGGCAUGUUGUUGAACCACGUUUUUCUUCUUAAUAACUUUGAUUAGUGAUUAUCUUCUAAAGAGAGAUUAUGUGUUUUUUCAUUUGUCAUAAGAAAUAAAAUCAAUAUAAGUUUGU
Molecule: messenger RNA, 592 nt
Organism: Magnolia sinica
Lineage: Eukaryota; Viridiplantae; Streptophyta; Magnoliopsida; Magnoliales; Magnoliaceae
Product: mannose-specific lectin-like
Exons: 1
Coding region: 17-433 (138 amino acids)
Source: RefSeq, a predicted model, not a curated record